Molecule: messenger RNA, 1254 nt
Organism: Musa acuminata AAA Group (dessert banana)
Lineage: Eukaryota; Viridiplantae; Streptophyta; Magnoliopsida; Zingiberales; Musaceae
Product: RNA-binding protein L
Exons: 10
Coding region: 42-1025 (327 amino acids)
Molecular function (GO): RNA binding
Source: RefSeq, a predicted model, not a curated record
UCGCCGGACGCUUCGCACUGCGGUUACUGGUCGCGCUCUCGAUGGACGACAUGGCCGCCGCUUACUACCACCCGCCUCCGGUAGCCGCCCACUACCCCUACUACCCUCCGCCGCAGACCCACGCGCCGCCGCUCACCGGGACUCCUCAGACGCCGUAUCACCACUACCUGCCGGCACCGGUGCCGCCGUCCCGGACCCAUCUCUCUCCGCAGCACUACGGUACGCCCGCCGACCAUCCCUCACGUGAUGAGGUCAGGACCCUAUUCAUCGCGGGCCUUCCCGAUGACGUGAAGCCCCGCGAGAUCUACAACCUCUUUCGCGAGUUCCCUGGGUACCAAUCCGCCCAGCUCAGGAGAUCCGGCCAGUCGUCUCAGGCAUAUGCAUUUACUGUUUUUACAGACCAACAGUCGGCACUCUCUGCAAUGCGUGCUCUAAAUGGACUAAUGUUUGAUCUUGAGAGAGAAUCAACUCUAUACAUUGACCUUGCAAAGUCUAAUUCUAGGUUCAAACGUUCACGAACAGAUGAUGGUGUAUCUUAUUCUUACGAUAAAAGAGUUAGAGGAUCUGUUGCAUAUUCAAGAGGCUUUUCAGAUUCUGCAGGUGCUGGAAGCCACAUUCACAUGCCUGGAAUGGUUAAUUCUGCUUACAGCUUGAAUGAUUUUCCCUCUGCACAAAGCCAAACAAAUUUUGGUUAUGAAGCAAAGCAUAAAAUGUUGAAUAAUUCAACUUACACUCCUCAAAGUAAUCCCCCAUGUCCAACACUUUUUGUAGCUAAUUUGGGUCCAAAGUCUUCUGAGCAAGAGUUAGCACAAGUUUUUUCAAGAUGCCCAGGAUUCUUGAAAUUGAAGAUGCAAAACAAGAAUGGAGUUCCUGUUGCAUUUGUUGAUUUCCAGGAUACCAGUAGUUCCACUGGAGCCCGAAAUCAUUUGCAGGGUACCAUUUUGUACUCAUCAGUUGGGGAGGGCAUGCGCUUGGAGUAUGCCAAAUCGCGCAUGGGUCUCCGAAAACGUGAAAAGAAGACAUAAGUUGCUCAAAUCUGAAACCUCUGAAGAUUCUAUUCUCAUUUUAUCAUCUGAUCCUUGAACAUGUGUAACUUUUUGACUCGAUCUUUGUGUGGGGUUUGUUCUUAGGUUCACGGCAGUCGUGUAUGUAUAGCUUUCUAGGUUGGGUGCAAUUUGCUGUUGAAUCUAUUUUGUUGUCAACAUUGACUUAAGAACACUACUGAAAUGAUAAUGUAGCUGCUGAUGUUGAUGA